UUGCCAAAACACUGUCACAUUUCGGCCAUUAUUGAAACUUGAAGCGUAAAAUAACCCUCCCAAUAAAAACGGGAAUCUUCCUUUAUCUAAUCAAUUUUAUCGUUACCUAGUAUUACAAACGUUAAGUAUAAAGUAUCAGUAAACUGAAUAAAACCGAACAAAUGCUCUAAAGCAAGCAAGCAAUGUGGAAGUAUGUCUCGCGCCGCGUAAAGGAAACAUUCGAGCGCAAAUGCAAGGUCUUGGAUGUCCGUCAAUCUUUUUGGGUCUGUAAGGCACCCCAACAGCAGCAGCAUCACCACCACCAACCGCAUCAUGAGAACGGCCCAAAAUGUCGCCACCAUUUGUUUGGGCCGGCUGCUGCUGAUCCGGGAUACUUGUGUGUAGUUGUCGCGAACCGUGGCGAGUGUGACACUCCGUAUGUCCACUGCGAGAAUUGGGACCGAGCCCGCGCCAAAGGUCACAAAAACAACAAGCGCCGGGGAUGUCCGGUGAGCGAGAUCCUCGGAGCCAUCACCUGGAGCGGUGCCAUAAUCUUUGGGUGGUACGCUAGUCAGUUGAUGUGCCUCCAGCGACGCCAUACAGGAUGGGAUAAGUGCAAGUCGCGCUACCUGCAGAUGUUGCAGUCGCCCACGCGGGCGAUUCACUCAUCGUUCCUGUCGCAUUUUGUGCUCGCCUCGCCCAACUAUCCAUCCCUGCUCGCGAAGCGGACACUUCUCGAGAACUUCAGCCCAGCUCCGCUCACUCAUGAUGAGCCCGAUGGCCCGCAGGCUGCGGUCUUCGAUGUCAGCAACGAUUCGGAUAUAAGUUCGGCCCCCAGCAGUGAGUCGCAGAAGCAGAACGUGGACGAAGCUGUUGCUGAUCUCGUCACCUUCCUCGGCGAAACGGAAUACAAGAUGGGCAUCAAGUGUCUCUCGGCUGGGCUGCAUCGCCAAGCUGUUGCACACUUAAAGCUGGCGACCAGCCACAACCACCCGGGAGCCACAUUCAACUUGGGGCUGUGCUACGAGAAGGGACUAGGCUUGCCGAAGAACCCGAAGCGAGCCAUGGAGUGCUACCAAAUCGCCUCUUCGAUGGGACACCCGAAGGCCAUGUAUAAUUUGGGAGUUUUUUAUGCCAGAGGUCUUGGCGGAUUGGAAAAGGACUACGCAGCAGCCAAAAAGUGUUUUGUAACGGCUGCCCAGCUCGGCCAGGCGGAGGCGAUUGACGCCCUGGGUGGCUUCCAUAAGCGCCCCAAGUAUGAGGACGAAGAUCGGAGCAAUUUGCCGCCUAUGACGGAGCUGAUUUUCGAGAAAAACAAGACCGAGAUAUUUGCAGCCGCCGCUAAAUUCACUUAGAGUUGUCGCGAAUGCUUUUAAGAUGCUUCAUUUUUCACUUUUUUUGAAUGAUGGAACGGUAACAGAUGCGGAACGGCAAGCUCCAGAUGACUUCCUUUCGCGAGCGGACAGAAUUUCGUUAUCGUCCGAAUGAAUUCAAUUUUGAUGUUAAAGCAAAAUUUUAAAAUUUUAUUGUUUUUUGAUUACUAUACCGUUAUGGAGAAACAAAUGAACAUUUUCUUGA
This is a messenger RNA of Hermetia illucens (black soldier fly), 1557 nucleotides long. RefSeq lists its product as uncharacterized. Gene Ontology annotation, molecular function: protein binding. The record is from RefSeq and is a predicted model, not a curated record. Lineage: Eukaryota; Metazoa; Arthropoda; Insecta; Diptera; Stratiomyidae. Bases 183 to 1334 code for a protein of 383 amino acids. The transcript has 3 exons.